UUUCUUUCUUUCUUUCUUUUUUUUGUCUAUUAUAUAUAUAUACAUUCUAAUAGGAUACCUUUUUGAAAUAGUGAAAUAUCAACUGUCACCAUUUGGUUCUUGGAAAUUAGUUUUAUUAGAACAAAGUUUAUCAGUAUCAUCUCUGGAAAGGAAAAAUAUCAUUAUUUUGAAUUACAAUGUAUGGUAGAAAUACUUCCAGUUCUAUUUAUAAUGGUCGACCACUGAUCAAUCCACCUACAUUGAUCGAAUCAAACAAUACAAGAUUUCUUAUUGUAGAUGCACCUAGUACAAAUAACUUACCACUUUAUUUGAAGGAAUUUGAACGAUGGCAAGUAACAGAUGUAGUACGAUGCUGUGAAGCAACAUACCCUAAAGAACCAUUGGAUGAAAAAGGGAUUGAAACACAUGAUUGGGUAUUUAGUGAUGGUGCUUCUCCUCCUUCUAGUAUUGUGGAUACUUGGUUGAAUUUGAUUGAAGAACGAUUUCAUAAUGUGGAUCAUCCUACAGGUUGUAUUGCUAUUCAUUGUGUAGCUGGGUUAGGAAGAGCACCUGUAUUAGUAGCCAUUGCUCUUAUUGAACAGGGUAUGCCACCUUUGGAUGCGGUUGCAUAUAUUAGGGAAAGACGUCGUGGAGCCAUCAACAACAAACAAUUGAAGUUUAUUGAAUCUUAUAAACCUAGAUCUAAAAAACAAUGCAUCAUCUCUUGAUCAACACCGUUUUGCUGGACAUUCGAUGUAUAUUUGGUUUUAGUUUAGUUUAUUAUUCUUUUGUUUUACUUGGGUUUUAUUUGAUGUAGAUCUUUUUUUCAUAAAGGAAGUGAAUAGUCUAGUUUUUUUUUUUUUUUGAUGACACGUGGAAACAUUU
This is a messenger RNA of Halteromyces radiatus, 864 nucleotides long. RefSeq names its product dual specificity protein phosphatase CDC14B. The transcript has 5 exons. The record is from RefSeq and is a predicted model, not a curated record. Gene Ontology annotation, biological process: protein dephosphorylation. Bases 177 to 707 code for a protein of 176 amino acids. Gene Ontology annotation, molecular function: protein tyrosine phosphatase activity. NCBI's taxonomy places the organism in Eukaryota, Fungi, Mucoromycota, Mucoromycetes, Mucorales, Cunninghamellaceae. Gene Ontology annotation, cellular component: nucleus.